UGAGCUCCUAUUUCUGCUCUGUGUGUUCAUUUGUUACUAUAUAUUUCCUCUAUGCAAUGUGUGUGUGCGGUGAGUUAUGUGUGACAGAUGAAACGGGGACAGGGGGAGGAGUGAGUGAAUGUGUGUGUGCCAGAGAGGGUGCAGGAUACUGGGGUGAAAGAGUUGGUCGGUCGAAAGCUCCAGAUGGGAUCUUACAACUCAAAUUACAUUAGGUUUUAGUUAGUUAUAAAGUUUUUGACAUGGAGAGUUAGAGUUUUAGAUGCUGGGAAGACUGGGGGAACGCAAGUUACUGGAUUGCUGCAGGACUUUUGAAAAGUGGGGGAACAAAUUUCCUGUCUGACCUGCCAAGAGAUUUAGAGUCUGGAGGACCCAUGGUGGAAUUCCAUCUGUACUGGUAGAUGAACAGGAUGUCAACGCUACCAUCAGACAACAGCCCUGAAGAUGCAAGCAGUCGCAGCUUCUGGAUGCCUGGGAACUAUCAGCCCACUGUGAAGCGAACAGAAGAUGCCUUCCAGGCCUGUAAUGACAUAGUGGCGUGUUUCCAAGAAAGAGCUCGCGUGGAGAGGCAGUACGCCCAGCAGCUCAGUGAAUGGAGCAACAAGUGGAAGCCAGUAGUGGACUCCAGCCCUUUAUAUGGGUCUCUCGUGAAGGCUUGGCAGUGUUUUCUGUCCUCAGCUGACCGGCUGGCCUCCUUACAUGCCUCCAUCUGUCGCUCCUUGGUGUCGGAGGAUGGAGACCGGGUCAGGACCUGGCAGAAGGACACCUUCCACAAGAAGUUAUUUGGAGGCUUCAAGGAGUCCCAGGACAUCGAGACGGGCUUCGCACGUGCUCAGAAGCCGUGGGCCAAAAGGCUGAAAAAGCUGGAUAAAGUCAGGAGGGCGUACCACAAAGUGAGUCGUAAGGAGCAAGCAGCCAGAGAGCGAGAGAUACAUGCUCAGGGAAACCCGGACGUCGCCAUUGACAAACAGAAGAAGAUCCAAGAGGAGAGAGUGCUGGCUCAACAGGAGGCUGAGAAGGUUCGUGCCCGCUAUGAGAAAGUCCUUGAGGAGGUGAACCGCUAUGCUCCACGCUACAUGGAGGAGAUGGAGUCCAUUUUUGACCAAUCGCAGGACGAGGAGCGCAAGAGGAUUGUCUUCCUCAAACAGGCCUUUCUCUCCAUCCACAAACACCUGGACAUCACCAACAACGAGAGUGUGAGGGCCGUGUACAAUGAGCUCCACAACACACUGAUGGCUAUUGACGAGCACGAGGACCUCCGCUGGUGGAAAAACACUCACGGGCCGGGCAUGCCCACUGAUUGGCCUCACUUUGAGGAAUGGACACCUGAGAAGAAAACCAAAAAAGGGAAGAAAGAAGUAGAAAAGAAAGAAACAAUAGAGAGGAGUGUGAUGAUAGGAGGGGUGAGAGUAAGAGCUCUGUAUGAUUAUGUUGGCCAAGAGACAGAUGAGCUGUCAUUUAAAGCAGGUGAGGAGUUUUUGAAGAUCGAGGAUGAGGAUGAUCAGGGCUGGUGUCGGGGCAUGAAGGACGGCGGCGGUGAGGGGCUUUACCCAGCCAACUAUGUCGAGGUGGUGUAGUUAGCACGUCUAGGCCGAAAACGAAAGAUCUUGUUACAUCACAUGCUUCGUUUCACUGUGGAAGUCACGACCCGGUUUAACGUCUAAAUGUCAGAAACAUAAAACCAAUGCUGUAAAGAACAACACCAAGUAGCUGUUAGCCAAAGUUCUGCUGGUCUGUGAUGAGAGUAUGAUCACACUUAAGAGAAUAUUUUAGCAAACAGAGAUCUUUUAAAGCUAUCCAGGUUGUGUAAUCUCUUGAAGGAUUUUAAGAAAUGUUUUAAUAUAUAUACAGUAUGCAUAGACCACUUGUAUUGAAGCCAUAUGAUAAACAAUGCUUUAAUGUUAAAAAAAAAAAAAAAAAGUGCUUAAAAGUGCUUUUACGGUACACAUAGCCAUUUGGUGCUGAAACUGCAUUACAGGACUGCCGUUGUACUUGAGCUGUUUUUAUUUCUUUGCACCUCAACACAUUGCUAUUAAAAUGCUCACAAAGCCUCUGAACAUAUGAAGAAAGUGAUGCUAAUACUGUGAUUAUAAUUAAUCCAAAGCAGCAAAGCACAAGUGGAGUCAGCUUGAUAGAAGUAGGUAGCUAUAUGACCUGUAUUUCUCUUCUGUUUUUGUGGUUUAAAGGAACAGUUCAACUCUUUUAGGAAUAUGAUUUGCUGUCAAUUUCACAAUGAGAUGAGGAGACUGAUAUUAGUUUCAUCUUUAUGCGUCAGGUACAGGGGGAAACUGUUACCCUAGCAGCAUCAACACACAUUCCAGGUACUCUAUUGCGGUCUUAUUUUGUAUCCAAUAUAAUCAAUAUUUUUAUAUGAAAAACUUAUGUUAUGACAAUUAUUUAAAAGGUCUCCUAAGCAUGGGUGCAGAU
This is a messenger RNA of Epinephelus fuscoguttatus (brown-marbled grouper), 2424 nucleotides long. Its product is annotated as protein kinase C and casein kinase substrate in neurons protein 3. The transcript has 10 exons. Gene Ontology annotation, molecular function: phospholipid binding; protein binding. Gene Ontology annotation, biological process: regulation of endocytosis; plasma membrane tubulation; cytoskeleton organization. The record is from RefSeq and is a predicted model, not a curated record. NCBI's taxonomy places the organism in Eukaryota, Metazoa, Chordata, Actinopteri, Perciformes, Serranidae. The coding region runs from base 399 to 1574 and encodes 391 amino acids. Gene Ontology annotation, cellular component: plasma membrane; cytoplasm; endosome.